AUCGCAGAAAGAGCUAGGCUGUAGAGGAGCUACUCAAGACAAACAGCAGCGCUCUGCGAUAACGACUUUUACCCAUCCGCAUCCAACAUCAACUGGGAGCCUACGGACGACGUUUAAAAACCGUUCGGAUUUCUCACAUAAAUGUUCCUAUGGAUUACUAAUACCUUUUCGUCGAAAAGCAGAAGUGGUUCCCAACUUGACAGCAUCGCCCCGGGUUCGUCACACUGGUCGCCCAGAGGACUCAUUGAAAGAUGAAGACUCUGGAGGAGCCCCCUUACUUAACAGUAGGGACGGAUGUGAGUGCCAAGUACCGCGGGGCUUUCUGUGAGGCAAAGAUUAAGACUGCCAAGAGGCUAGUCAAGGCCAAGGUGACCUUUAAACCAGAUCUGUCCACAGCUGAGGUUCAUGAUGAAAAUAUCAAAGGACCUCUGAAGGUGGGUGCUGUUGUGGAGGUGAAGAAUCAGGAUGGAGUUUACCAGGAGGCCACAAUCAACAAGCUGACUGACGCUAGCAUAUAUACUGUUGUGUUCGACGACGGUGACGAGAAGACCCUGAGGCGUUCCUCUCUCUGCCUGAAAGGAGCGCGUCACUUUGCAGAGAGCGAGACACUUGACAGACUCCCUCUCACCAACCCCGAGCACUUUGGCACACCUGUCAUCGGAAAGAAGGGCAACCGCGGGCGACGAUCGAACCCGAUUCAAGAAGAAGAGUUGUCGUCAUCGUCCAGUGAGGAAGAGGAGAGUGAUCAGAGGCAGAAUGAAGAAAUGUUUGGCAAAGUGGUCUGUGUGGACGGAGUCGCCGCCGGAGAGAAAAAGAAGACCACGUGGUAUCCUGCUCUGGUCAUCUCCCCGGACUGCCAAGAAGAAGUGACUAUGAAGAAGGACAACAUCUUCGUUCGCUCAUUCAAGGAUGGAAAAUUUUACACUGUGCUGCGGAAAGACGUCCGCGAGAUGAACAGGGAUUGUCCCCCAAAAGCUGAUGCAGGGCUCAAAGCAGCGCUGGACGCAGCCUUUGAGUUUCAGCAUCAGCUGCUCGUACCCAGUACCUGGAAGACGGAAGUCAAAGAGGAAAGUUCGGGCAGUGAGGAGGACGAUGACGACGAUGAGGACGAGCAGGAGGAGGACGCCAAUGGUGGAGAGGAGGAGGAGGAAGUAGAGCUGUUCCCUGAGGAGAGGGAGAACUUUCUGCAGCAGCUCUACAAGUUUAUGGAGGAUCGAGGAACCCCCAUCAACAAGCGGCCUGUACUGGGCUAUAAGAACCUGAACCUGUUCAAGCUCUACAGGCUGGUGCAUAAACUGGGUGGCUUUGAUAACAUUGAAAGCGGUUCCGUUUGGAAGCAGGUCUAUCAGGAUCUGGGAAUCCCCGUGCUUAACUCGGCCGCUGGCUACAAUGUCAAAUGUGCUUACCGCAAGUACUUAUAUGGAUUUGAGGAAUACUGCACUUCCACCGCCAUCACCUUCAGGAUGGACCUCCCUUUGAAGCAGGCUCCCAAGGGGGAGGUGAAGUCUGAGGGGGAGGCAGGAGGAGCAGCUCCCACAUCCUCUAUUUCAGAGGAAGAGAAAGCUCAGGUGGUUGGAGAACCUUGCAGCGAACCGACUGCUGUUUGCAAGGAGGAGAAACCCAAUGCAUCGCAAAACAAAACGGAGCCAGAACCAUUGGAAACCAAGGAAAAGGACGAUGGGAAGGAUGACAAUGACGAAGAAGACGGCACGCACAACGGGGAGGCAGAUGAGGGUUCAUCGACGGCUCACCUCGCAGCCGACGACAUGAAACAGGAGUACGACGAUGAGCAAGGGAGCAAGGACAACUCUGGGGAUGACAGCAGUCAGGAGGGGGAGGAGGGGGAGGAGUUUGAGUGUUACCCCCCAGGGAUGAAGGUGCAGGUGAGGUAUGGGCGAGCCCGCAAUCUGAAGACGUACGAGGCCACUGUGAAAGAGGCAGACGUGGAGGGGGGAGAGGUGCUCUACCUGGUGCACUACUGUGGCUGGAACGUCAGAUACGAUGAAUGGAUCAAAGCAGACAAGAUUGUGCGGCCCGCCAAUAAGAAUGUACCAAAAAUAAAGCACCGCAAAAAAAUAAAGAACAAAGCUGAACGGGAGCGAGACAGAUUGGAGAGGCUCAAUGACAGAGAGGUCCUCGGCCCUUCGCCCAACUCUAACCGAUCCCCACGGUCAAAAUGUGGCCUGAGUCAGGAUGUAUUUUCCAAGAUGGACGAGGGUGAGGACAAAGGGACUUCCGUCAAGUCUAUAGAAAUUACAUCUAUCCUCAAUGGCUUGCAAGCCUCAGAGAUGUCCACAGACGAAAGUGAGUGUGAGGAUGAGGAGGGAGAGCAUAAUGAAGAGGAUCACCCAGGCAGCAGAGGCAGCCUCAAGAAGCCCCCAUUUGAGUUGGCACAAACGUCGGACCAUUGGGAGAACAGGGCUCCACCUGAAGGCCCCAAAACUCCAUCAGUCUCAGGGAAACACCAGGAUGCAGUCAGCACAGAGAGCACAGAUUCUGGGAAGCGUAGAAGUCAACCUGAGCCAGAGGGAGAGGCGAGCACAAGGAAGAGGAAAUCUGAAGGUGCAGCAGAAAGGAUUCCAAAAAGCCACUCCAAAGCUAAGAUGAGGAACACCAGGAGUGCUGACUGGUUACCCGGAGGCUCUCCCAGAAAGAUUGAGGAGAGAAUGGGUGGUCCUGGGGGCGAGAGGGGGCCUUCGUCUAACAGCAGUUCAGAUUCUGAGGGUGGAGCUCCAGCCGAGUCCCAGGCUGAGGAAACACAUCGAGGCCGUCCGAAAACCAAAGUUUCCCCCUCGAAGAAAUACAAUGGGAUGAAGGAGAAGUGCAAAGGUAGCAGACAAGCUGGGUUCUGGGAGAUUCCAGAAAAGAGGGCCAAAACAUCUGGGAAUGCAGAGGAAAGACCUGCUGUCCGGUCUAAAGGACAGAAGGACGUGUGGUCCAGCAUCCAGGCACAAUGGCCAAAGAAAACUCUUAAAGAGUUGUUCUCUGACUCGGACACAGAGGCGGCCAAUUCUCCUCCCCCACCUGUGCCCUCCUGCUUGGAGGAGCCGAGUCUUGAACAGGAUGGUGGAGCUGAGGAUGAAGCCUCAGAGGAGCAGAUGGAGAACGAGAAACUCCAGGAAUUUCCAAGCAGCGGCAGCGACUCUGUACUCAACACACCACCAACGACACCAGAGUCCCCGUCAGGAGGAGGCAGUGCUGUGGAGGACUCUGGUCAAGCACAGCCUUCCUCUCCGCUGCCUGCCACACCCCCUGUCUUGCCUUCAGAGACUGUUUGUGAUGCUCUUCCCCCAGGUCCUGUACAAGAGGAGGUGGCAGGCGGGCGCAGUGAGACGGACAGCAGCACUGUGGAAGUGGAAAGUUUGGGUGGGGAGCUGCAAGACCUCCCUCCGGAUGAAGGGGCAGGUUCCCCCUCAAAGGUGUUCGAAGUCACUCUCUCUUGCAACAACAGCAGCAGCAGUUGCAGCCUAGAGCUGAGCAGUAGUUGCCAGCAGGAGAGCGAGCAGAAGUCCAAAGCGUCUGUGAGUCAGAAGCGACAGAAAGAAACACAGACGGGUGUAGCCUCAAAGAAACUCAAGCCAAGCCGCAAGAGCCUAGGUGUGCCUCCCAAAAAGAACAGGAAAACAGCCAACAGCAGUGACAGUGAGGACCAGUCUGUUGCUGAGGGCACUGCCAAAUCAACUGCCUCUAAGAUCAAUACAUCAGACGUGAAGGCUGCCACCUCACCCAAGUGUCACGGACGAUCUCCACCCUCGAGCCAUAAGUACCACAAGCAGGGUGAAACUGACCACAGCCACCACCGAGACCACCACCAUGGAAGAUCGCCACGUGUUUACAAGUGGAGCUUCCAGAUGUCUGACCUGGAGAAGAUGAGCAGUCUGGAGAGGAUUUCGUUUCUUCAAGAGAAACUACAGGACAUCAGGAACCACUACCUCUCCCUCAAGUCUGAGGUGGCCUCUAUUGACAGGCGACGAAAACGCAUGAAGAAGAAAGAACGGGAAAGCACGGUGGCUGCUUCCUCUUCAUCCUCCUCCUCCUCCCCAUCCUCCAGCUCACUGACUGCAGCGGUCAUGCUGACACUAGCUGACCCUCCGGUCUCAUCCUCCUCAUCCUCUCAGAACUCUGGGGUAUCGCUGGAGUGCAGGUGACAGGACGUACCAGCAGGAAGCCACAGCACCAUGCACUUAACCAGCACCUGGGGGUCACAGCCCCGAUUCCCUUCCAACAGGACGGACAACUAAACCUACAUACUGUAACUACUGGGGCACAAAAUCCAGACCAGAGACAAAAAAAAAACAAAAACAAGAAACAAGCACUAUUUUCUAUUGACAACUGUUUCCUUGGCAAGCUAAUGGCACUUAAGUGCACUUUUAUGACGAUUGUGUAGGGGGAUAAAAAAUGUAUCCAAAAAAACAACAACAACAACAAUUUGUCUUUUGGGCGCUACUUAAUUGAACAUUUAUAAGAAUUGUUUUUGCAAGCAAUAAUUUUUUUUUCUCCAUUUGAUAACAUUGUAUUGGUAAGGGAUGAUUUCUAGUGAAGAUCCCUCUGUGCUCUGUCCUCAAAGCUUAGCAUGGCACAGUGCCGCGCUGGCCCCGCUGUUUACUAUGGGGAAUUCAGAGGAACACUGCCACAUUGGCAUUAAGGGCGUAUGAAAUGUGACUCUGCGUUUCCCUGUUCACACGCAUCAAAAGGCCUUCACGUGGUUAAACCUUGAGCAGUUGACGAUGCUCUUCUCGAGUACAAACGUGUGGUCCUGUACAUGUAUACACAUACAUGUCACACAGCUGGCCGACAGAUAGAGUUUCAUACCAUCGGUGUUCCACUGGCCACCUCCGUCAAUGAAUAUGGAAUGAUACUGUAGUGCCUUUUUUGUUCUUAUCUGUGGGGCACUUUGAGAAAGGACAGCACAUUUUCUCCUUGAUCUUCUCAAAUCAGAGGGUCAGCUGAAAUAAUCCUGUGUGAAAGACUGAAGAUUUCCAUGUGAGUGAGCAGGUAGCGAAUGGCUAAGUCUGAUAAUGAUGGGUUUUUAUCACUAUAUGGUAAUAGUUAUGAAUUUUUAAAAGAAUCUGAACUCUGAUCGAACCCUGUAAUCUACUAAUUUGGCCGAGGUACAACUAUCAAGAUUGGCAGUAUAAAAUUAGCGAUGAUGGAGUUGUUGAAUGCAGUGGUCACAUUACUUUUUCAUUCAUCGGGGCCCGCUGCAGGAAGUAUUUACAGCAUGAACUCGGUGCUGCAGAACACAUGAAUGAUGCGGCGUUCCACAUUUCUUUCACAUCACAUGAAGUUAUUUAGGUAGAUUUUUGCUUCAUUUAAAAAAAAAAAGGCAAGGUAUCUCAAUUCUAAUUUCACUCAUGAUCAUUGAUGUCACACUAGCUCCCUCUCAUACUUGUCCCUACCAACAAGUUUGGUUCCGUUUCCUGUACUAUGACCAGAUUAAAGGUAAAGAUAUUGUAAAUGUGCAUUAAUAUCAUAAAGUGACAUGUGUAUAUGUAUCUGAAGACAUCUCCAGUGUUUCCUUUGUAUAGAUCCCCUAUUGUAUGAUAACCUGAAGUUGCGUUUUGUUUGGCACUUGUAUGUAAUUGUAUGCUUUUGUUAUACAUUUGUAUAUCGAGAAGUGUUUUGAGUCAAGCUAUUUAAUAUCUUGCACUGUUAAUAACAUGUAUUUUUCUGUACAGACAGUUUUACGGUUUUAACUGUAGUUUGAGUGUAAAUACGGAGGGUUACAGCAUGUUUGUUAUCCUUUGUCCUCUUUCUUUUCUCUCGUACAAAUAGAUUUAUUUGAGCUUAUUGUCUGUACUGCCUCUUUCAUCAGUUUCUGUCUCCUUUUUUCUGUCUUCCUUCUUUUUUUGUUUCAUGUUUUGCUUUAGUUUGCAUUCUUUUGUGUCUUUCUUUUUUUUUUUUAAUAGCUCUUGCUUGUGAGAGGAGAAUGGUGGUUGCGGAUGUGGCAGAACUGUUUUCCAAUCUGUGCGUUGCCUGAAACUACAGCUGUAUGCACCUGUAUAUGGAGAAAGGUCAGGAUCAUAGAUAAAGAGAAAGAAAUGGAGCUUAUUGAAAAAUGCUCAAUAGUAUUUAUUAGGCUCAUCUGAUGAUGGUCAUUGUGUAAUUUAUUGUAAAAAAUAUAAGCAAAGCAGAAGCCUCUGUUUGAAAUAAAUGCCAUAGUUUGUGAAGUA
Messenger RNA from Solea solea (common sole), 6173 nucleotides. It is a transcript of the gene arid4b, whose product is annotated as AT-rich interaction domain 4B. The coding region runs from base 252 to 4148 and encodes 1298 amino acids. The record is from RefSeq and is a predicted model, not a curated record. Lineage: Eukaryota; Metazoa; Chordata; Actinopteri; Pleuronectiformes; Soleidae. Gene Ontology annotation, cellular component: nucleus. Gene Ontology annotation, molecular function: transcription cis-regulatory region binding. Gene Ontology annotation, biological process: regulation of transcription by RNA polymerase II. The transcript has 24 exons.